Messenger RNA from Ogataea angusta, 1092 nucleotides. RefSeq lists its product as uncharacterized. Gene Ontology annotation, molecular function: protein C-terminal leucine carboxyl O-methyltransferase activity. The record is from RefSeq and is a predicted model, not a curated record. The transcript has a single exon. Lineage: Eukaryota; Fungi; Ascomycota; Pichiomycetes; Pichiales; Pichiaceae. Gene Ontology annotation, biological process: C-terminal protein methylation. Bases 1 to 1092 code for a protein of 363 amino acids.
AUGCUCCAACAAGAUCAGAUCACCAGGUCGACCGACUACGACGCCCUCGCAUGCAGAUUUUCGUGUCACCUAAAGAGGUAUCUGCAGGAUAAGUACCUUGAGGCUAUUAUAAGCGGGACCCUUAAAUACCAACUGCUGGCAAUUGACUCUGAAUACAAACGGUUGGCUGUGAGACGACAGUUGAGUAAACAGUUCUUCGGCCUUUUUGAUGGGUCCGGCAAGGCCAAGCUGACCUCUAAACUGCCGGUCGUGCUCAAGUCCCCCGUGAUCAACCGCGGAACUUGGAUACGGACCCGUGCCAUCGACCUUGUGCUGGAUAAAUGGCUAGCUGCAAAAGCCGCCACACCGGUGCAAAUCAUUAUUCUUGGCUGCGGGAGCGACACGAGGGGCAUGAGGCUGCUUGAAAACAAUAGCAAUUUGACUGUGGUCGAGAUCGAUUUCGAAGAAACGUGCAGAAUAAAAAAGUACAGUAUCCUAGACCAAGAACUGCUGAGGUCUGUAGUUGGUGCACAACCAGAGCCCGAACCCACCACAGUUGAGCAAUUUAAUGCCUCUUCGGCAGCGCUGGACACGCCUCGGUACCAUCUGGCUCCACUCGACCUACGCCAACUCCGUUCCAUGACACAAUUGCCAGCAGUCGAUCCGUCAUUGCCUACUCUGGUUCUGAGCGAGUGCUGUGUGUGCUACAUGGAGGACGUCGAAAGCGAUCGAGUUUUGCAAUUUCUGCGCGAAAACCUCGCUGAGGCCGUGCUUGUUGUGUACGACCCGAUAGGCGGCAACUCGCCAGGCCACUACGGCGAGAUCAUGCUGAAAAACCUCUCGAUGCGCGGAAUCCAGAUGCCGUCGCUGCUGAAAUACUCCACAAUCGAAAAGCAGCACGAGCGACUGCAAAAGCUCGGUUUCGAGUCCACUAACGUGUCUGACCUAAGCUACAUAUACAGCCAUUGGAUACCAGAGGACGAGCUGGCCGCUAUCAACCGUCUGGAGCUGCUGGACGAGCUAGAGGAGCUCAACCUCAUCAACAGACACUACUGUCUAAUUGUGAGCUCGUGGGGCAGCACCUGGCGUCUGCCUCUGCCGUCGCAAAUCUGA